This is a messenger RNA of Actinia tenebrosa (Australian red waratah sea anemone), 1115 nucleotides long. Its product is annotated as DNA sliding clamp PCNA. Gene Ontology annotation, molecular function: DNA polymerase processivity factor activity; DNA binding. The record is from RefSeq and is a predicted model, not a curated record. Gene Ontology annotation, biological process: regulation of DNA replication; mismatch repair; translesion synthesis. NCBI's taxonomy places the organism in Eukaryota, Metazoa, Cnidaria, Anthozoa, Actiniaria, Actiniidae. Gene Ontology annotation, cellular component: PCNA complex.
GAUAAAUGAACCAAUCGGAAUUCAGGAAAUUGAAAUUCCCGGGUUUUAAGAAGCAUGAAAAUUUGGCGCGUACUUUAUUUGGAAUUUGUUGCUCGACGUCUAAGACUUAUUUUUUAAUCAACUCCUGCUUUGUAAUUCACCAUGUUUGAGGGAAAGCUUACCCAAGGAAAUCUGCUCAAGAAAAUCAUUGAAGCUAUCAAAGACAUUGUAACAAGUGGGAACUGGGAAUGUUCUACCACAGGGCUGAGUCUACAAGCCAUGGAUAGCAGCCAUGUCUGUCUUGUAUCCCUUCAGCUCAAAUCAGAUGCUUUCGAUCCCUACAGAUGUGACCGCAACAUUACCUUGGGACUGGAAACAAACAUGUUGUCGAAAAUUCUUAAAUGCGCUGGAAAUGAUGAUACCAUAACAAUAUCCUCUGCCGAUAAUGGUGAUACUGUAUCAUUCCUGUUUGAGAGCCCAAAUGGAGAAAAGACAUCUACAUAUACAACAAAACUUAUGGAUAUUGAUAGUGAUAACCUUGGAAUUCCAGAUCAAAAAUAUGAUGCAACAGUGAAGCUCCCAUCACAUGAGUUCCAGCGAAUCAUAAGAGACCUGUCUCAAAUGGGAGAUUCUGUUAUAAUUGCUUGCACAAAGGAUGGAGUCACCUUUUCUGUCAAUGGAGAUUCUGGCAGUGGGAAGAUAACAUUAAGACAAAAUGCCAGUGUUGAUAAGAGUGGAGAACAGAUCUCCAUAGAUUUAAAUGAGCCUGUAGUCCUGACAUUUGCACUCAGAUACAUGAGCUUCUUCACCAAGGCAACACCACUAUCAAGUGAAGUUACAAUGUCCCUCAAGAAAGAAAUUCCUCUUGUCUUGGAAUAUAGCUUUGAGGAUGUGGGCCAAGUCAGGUACUACCUUGCACCAAAGAUUGAUGAAGAAGAAAUGACAGAAUCCUAGAAAAACAUAAAUGCAAGAUACAUAAUCAUGUCACCCAGUCACCUGUAUGAGUUUCUCAAUCUAAAUAAUGCCAAGUGUUUUUGAAGUUCUCACCCUCAUAAAACUCAGGAAGUUUGUAAAUACAUCAACAUGUAUAUUUGUUUGAUUUGCUUCAGUGGUAUUAAAGCAGGAAUAGUUUUUAA